AGAAAGAAACAACAUUCGACUACAAAUCUUCCGGUUGGAGACUAAAAACUAAAAACGGGAUCAACGUUUACAAAGCCUCCUUCCUUUUGAAUAUUUAAAAUGGGCCCCAGCCACACGCACAAGCAUGCGCGGGCGUACGCACACGCAGCGUGCUCACAAGAGGCAGCAUUUAAUGGCUUCCCCUUUCCCUCUAAACUCCUCUAACGGGAAACGAUUCCAGAAGGGAAGUAGCAGAGAACCAACCCUCUGAAGCAGUCUCUGUGACUACUGUGUGACGGCUGGAGGUGAGGGAGGAGACGAACGGCUGUCUUUCCAAUGGCUUUCCGGGUGUUUGUAACGACCUUACUCAGAAACAUAUGGAUUGGACAUUGAAGAUGCUGAAACCUACUUCUGGUGAUGCGGUUCGUCCAAAGAAACUGCUUGCAAAUGAACCAAGGAAAGCUUCUUCAAAGCCUGUGAAAAUGCUAAUUGCUGAAGAGGCGUCCAAAGAAGCGGAAUGUAGACAUCAUUCCCCAAGUAUUGUUGCAAAAUUGAUGGGACUUGAUGCAUUACCUGGACCAGAGAAUACCUCAAAACAUAAGAGGAAGACUGCGGAGACCUCAUAUAAGAAAAUGGAAUUUGGAAGGCAGAAAAACCAGUCUGAGUCAUUGAUUCAUGCUUACCAACGGUACCCUAGAAAUACCUUAUUGUCUGAGAGGCACCCAUCUCAGAGGUAUGUCAUGGAAAACGAAGAAUUUAAAGAUGUAUUUGAAAUUCAGGAGAUGCCAAGGUUCCACAACCUAUGUUAUCCAAGAUAUCAGGAUAGUACUCGAAGCUCAAGGCUAUCAGAAAUUGACAUGGUAUUUGUCAGGCAGAAAUUCAUGGAUACAAAUCAUCUCUCAAUUGAUGAGAAGCUUCAGAAUUCAGAAGAAUUCCAUGAUGUACUGGAUCAUCAACACUGUAAUAAAGAUCUCUUUCUGAGAGGUCUCCGAGAACCUGACUCACUGUUGACAAAGCAGUCAGUUCUAUAUCAUUCCCCAUCAAGUCAUAUUGCAGCUUUGAAAUCGUCAAAGACGACGGCGGAAGCCAAACUUUCAGAGAAUUAUAGUAAGAACAACAUUUACUGGAAAAGAAUGUCUGAAGGCGGAGUAGAUAUGCAGGGCAUGUCUGGUAGCUUUCUGUCAAACCAUGAUACUGCCCACUUUUCCUCUGGAAGGACAUCUGGUUAUCCUUCAGGUAGGUCAGGUCAGUCAUGUCAACCUACAAGCAGUAACCAUCUUACACCUACAAGGAUAGUUGUUCUGAAGCCUAGAUCAGUACCUCAGCCUGGACUUUCGCCAUCCCAAGGCUGUGUGAUGAAUCACACAGAGCAAAGAGUUCAGCAGACUAACAGCCAGGGGACAUUCGAGGAAGUGAUGAACUGGCAAAAAUUAUCAAGAAACAGUUCAAGGAUGAAUAAGAGGUCUGUCAGGGUAAGCUCAAAAGGUUCAAGGGAAGUGUCUAGAGAAGUUACUAGGAAAUUGAGACGAUGUGUGGCCAGGAGCUCCUUCAACAUGCCACCAAUGCUGUCAUUCGUUAGUGAAGAGCAACCCUGCAAUGUGCUGACAGCUGGCUCUGCUCAUGAAUUGGAAGUAUCUUCAUCCCCUUAUGGAAUGAUAUGUCAUCAAAACAACAAAUUGAUCUCCUGGCCAUCUUAUCCAACAGAUACACCCAAGAGAAAGGAAGCAAAAAAGGAGCUUCCUGAAAGGAGGAGAUUGUCAACUGGUGGUGGGAAAUUAGGAGUUCUUGGAAGGAGCCUUAGCACAUUGGAUGAGAUGCUAAUCCUGCAUGAGCUGAAGACUGAAAAUAAAAAACCUUCACUAACUUUAGGAUACAUGAUUGGCAAGGAUGGAUCUUGCAAUAAUUCAGUUAGGGAAGAGGAAACCAUAGACUGGCACAGCGAAGUAGCUAGAAGUAUCAGGGAUUUUAAGAAGGCAGGCUAUGCUGCAGACAUGUCAAGGCUUAGGUCAUGUGCAGUUUCUACUGAAGAUCGUGAACUUGCAAAGGCAGUUCGAGGAUUUGGUUCUGUAAACAAAAUUGUAAAUGAUAUGAUUUCAAGGGAAAUGAUCAUGCCAGGGCCUCAAUGGCCAUUCUCAAGAACACACUCUAAUCUGAAAGAGAAAACCUUUAUGGGAGAUCGACAUUCAGAUGAUUACAAAUCCCAUUCAUGUCAGCUUGUGAAGCCAGACAAUGAUCACCAGAACUCUAGCAAUGACUUCUCAGUCAUGCAUCACUGCUGUAGUUUGGAUGGCCAGAGGAGUUUCGAAAGUGAAAUGUUUUGGUAUGACAAAUGCCCAGUAAAUUUUUCUAAUUAUCCAGGUGAGAAUUCUCAAGAAUUGGUGCCAUCACUUCAAGCAAGGAACUUGAAGAAGGAUUCUUACAGCCGUGAUUUGCUGAAUUCUGAUAAGAACACUGCUGAGGUUUUAUCAACAGGAAACUAUCUAUUGACAUCACCAGUUCGUGAAUUGCCCAAAACUAGGGUUCCUGAUAUGAAAGAUGACUCUCCGCACAAAGAGUCUCAGGAACAACUUAGUCCUGUUUCUAUUCUGGAACCUCCUUUUGAAGAAGAGAGCUCCGGCUCAGAAUGCUUUGAGAAAAUUAGUGCUCAUCUUGUUGGUUUGAGAAAGCAAGUGCAUCUGCACAGAAUGGAAUCAUCACAUAAAUAUGCAGAAGACGUGGAAUUUGAAUCAUCAGCAGAAGAGGAUUAUGCAGCUGGAUGCCUCGAUUGCUUUGAUCAAAUGGAACAAGCAGGUCUGGAAGAUCAAAGGGUAGAGUUCAUGUUCUUGCGUGAUGUACUCACAAGUUCUGGCAUUUGUGGUGAUCAAAAUCGCCUAAGUGCAUGGCAUUCCCCCGAUAGCCCAUUAAAUCCGUGCUUGUUUGAACAACUGAAUCAGAAGUACAGCAAGCGGGAGAAUACAAAGGACAUGUGGGUACAGAGAUCACGAAGGCGACUUCUGUUUGAUCGUACAAACGCAAUGCUCAAGGAAAUUUUACAGCCAACUCUGGGUUCACAUUCAUGGACACAACCACAUGCUAGGAAUGGGAUGAUGCAACGGUGGGGAGUGCGGCAGUUGGCUGAGAAACUAUGGGAGAUCAUCCAGAAUGAUGAGACUGAGAGCAGAGGGCUUAUGGAGAUUAUGUUGGCAAAGAAUUUGGUCAGAGAUGUUAAAUGGCUGGAACUAAGAGAUGAUGUCGGUCUCCUUGGUGCAGAUAUUGAGCAAGCUUUAAUUGGCGACUUAGUUGUAGAGAUGGUUAACGACUUGUAUAAUGUGACAUCACAAUCAUGUCAAGAAAAUUUAAGAUGGUGAAUACUGAAUAGUCUUGUGAAUUGAAUUACUGCUUUGCGUUAGUUUCUGUGACUACUCUGGUAUUUUGCUCUUCGAGGGGCAUGUUUCUGUACACUAUUCAAGCCUUGUUAGACUUGCAUCUUUGAAAUUAACCUUCUGAUUGCUGGGUCUUUUUCCUCAA
Molecule: messenger RNA, 3486 nt
Organism: Nymphaea colorata (pocket water lily)
Lineage: Eukaryota; Viridiplantae; Streptophyta; Magnoliopsida; Nymphaeales; Nymphaeaceae
Exons: 5
Coding region: 357-3326 (989 amino acids)
Source: RefSeq, a predicted model, not a curated record